This is a messenger RNA of Anastrepha ludens (Mexican fruit fly), 2197 nucleotides long. Its product is annotated as amidophosphoribosyltransferase. Gene Ontology annotation, biological process: purine nucleobase biosynthetic process; purine nucleotide biosynthetic process. The record is from RefSeq and is a predicted model, not a curated record. The transcript is spliced from 2 exons. Bases 293 to 1933 code for a protein of 546 amino acids. NCBI's taxonomy places the organism in Eukaryota, Metazoa, Arthropoda, Insecta, Diptera, Tephritidae. Gene Ontology annotation, molecular function: amidophosphoribosyltransferase activity.
AAUCAAUCAGUCCAACAAGAUUUGUUACGGUGAGAAGAAGUGUUCAUUUGUGUGAAGCGCGAAUUUCGUUGCCUGAACAAUACGCACAUGGUAAUUCUUAUAUGCUGGCUACGCUGGAUGAAAGCCCAAUAGCAAAUUCGCAAAUUGAUCGCGUAACGCAUGGUUGACCUAACCAGACAAGAGGUUACAAACCGGAAACCGUAGGCAGUGCGUCAAGGCUAACAAGCGCGUAUAUACAAUAAAUUUACAAUCAGCUAUCUAUCAACAAACGUUGAACAAGUGAGUAUUGAACAUGGCAACAGCUGAGAUCGAUGGGUGUAGGGCUGGUGGUAGCACCGCAGAAAUGCAACCAACAGAGGCGGAGAAUAGAUUGUCAGUGGGCUUGGCAUUGGGGCAGGAGAAUAUGGGGGCGAAGGCAUUGGAUACCUCAGAGCCAGCAACCGGUUUGACACACGAAUGUGGUGUUUUUGGCGCCAUCGCUUGUGGCGAUUGGCCAACACAGAUUGAUGUGGCGCACGUGAUUUGUUUGGGAUUGGUAGCGUUACAACAUCGCGGCCAAGAAUCGGCUGGCAUUGUGACAAGUGGAGGCAAAUGCUCGAAAAAUUUUAAUACACACAAGGGUAUGGGUAUGAUCAGUACGCUGUUCAAUGACGAGUCCAUUAAGAAACUCAAGGGCAACCUUGGUAUUGGACACACACGUUACUCUACCUCUGCCGCCUCGGAGGUGGUUAAUUGUCAGCCCUUUGUUGUGCACACACUACAUGGAGCCAUUGCUGUAGCGCAUAACGGUGAACUGGUUAACUCUGAGUCGCUUAGGCGAGACUUGCUUAGCCGAGGCGUUGGUCUGUCAACCCACAGUGAUAGCGAAUUAAUUGGACAAUCGCUAUGCUUAUGUCCUGAAGGUGUCUCCGAGCUGGAGGGGCCAGACUGGCCGGCACGCAUACGUCACUUUAUGCAAUUGGCGCCUCUCUCGUACUCACUUGUGAUGAUGUUUAAAGAUAAGAUUUAUGCGGCGCGCGAUCCAUACGGUAAUCGACCGCUCUGCCUUGGUAAAAUAAUGCCUAUAAAUAUCGAUUCAAAUGCCAAGGUCGACGAUGUCUCCGCCGAUGGUUGGGUGGUAUCCAGUGAGAGUUGCGGUUUCUUGUCGAUUGGAGCGCGAUAUGUGCGCGAAGUGGAACCGGGUGAAAUAGUAGAAUUGACGCGUAACGGUUUUCGCACCAUUGAUAUUGUAAAAUUGCCAGACUACAAGCGUAUAGCGUUCUGCAUUUUCGAAUAUGUUUAUUUUGCGCGCGGCGACUCAAUCUUUGAGGGGCAGAUGGUGUAUUCGGUACGCAUGCAGUGCGGUAGGCAGUUGGCACGCGAGGCGCUUAUCAAUGCUGAUAUAGUGAGUUCAGUGCCGGAGUCGGGUACAGCGGCGGCGCACGGCUAUGCCAGGGAGUCUGGUUUGCCAUUCGCUGAGGUACUCUGCAAGAAUCGUUAUGUGGGUCGCACUUUCAUUCAACCAUCGACGCGCCUACGCAAACUUGGUGUUGCCAAGAAGUUUGGUGCGCUCUCCGAGAAUGUGGCCGGCAAGAGGCUAGUGUUAAUCGACGAUUCAAUUGUGCGUGGCAACACCAUCGGACCCAUUAUCAAGCUUCUACGCGAUGCUGGCGCAGCAGAGGUGCACAUCCGAAUAGCCAGUCCACCUCUGCAGUAUCCCUGCUAUAUGGGCAUUAACAUUCCAACGCGAGAGGAGCUCAUUGCUAACAAUUUGAAUGCGGAGCAAUUGGCACGACACGUAGGCGCUGACAGUUUAGAAUAUUUGAGCGUAGAAGGGCUAGUGAAGGCUGUGGAAAUGAAUAAGAAAUCUUCGAGUCCGCGUAAAGGCGCUCAUUGUACGGCCUGUUUGACCGGCGAAUACCCCGGCGGGCUUCCGGAAGAGUUAAGCUGGUGAAUGGGGGGUGUGUAGAGAUUGAGCGAAAGUGGCUAAAUAAUUUUAAAACUACAUUAUUAUAUUACAUAUCGUCACAUACAGUCACACUUUUAGUUUAUGAAGUGCUGUAAGACAGCGAUAAAUGUUUACGUGCAUAUAAUUGGUUUUCCUUUCCCUUUUUUUGAAUUUGUUUUUGUUUUUUUGCUAAAUUGUGUGUCACAACUUUCACUGUUGUUUAAUUAUAUAUUUAGCAGCUAAAAGAGACAUUUCUAUCAUUUAUUAAUA